UCCUGCGUUUCUGAACAGGCGUGUGGUAGGAAAGCUCAGAGCGGCAAGGUCUUCGCUCCACGCCUGCGCAGUCAAGUAACAAAUAUGGCUGCCAGCCGGCUGGCUUCGGGAACGGCAGCCGCUUUUGCUGGGCUGCGCAGGCGCACUACAGAUCACAACCCAUCCGUGCCUUCCCGUCUUUCACGACUCUUGCUCUUCUCCUCCCCGAGAAUGUCAAUGCAUAUAAUUCAGCUACCCAGCAACGGGUCCAGUUGUUCAGGUCAUUGCACAAGGAUCUCACGAUUUUGUAACAUAAAGCUAAGUACGAACAAUACUAGGAAGCAGCCUCUGCAUCAAUUUGUACAAAGACAACUUUUGCCUCCAUUCACAGCAUUAUAUAACACAGCGCGAUGCAUGUUUAUUCAAACGCAGGAUACUCCCAACCCAAACAGUUUGAAGUUUAUUCCAGGAAAACCAGUGCUGGUAUCACAGACCAUGGAUUUUCCUACACCAGCUACAGCAUUCCGCUCCCCUCUGGCUAGACAGUUAUUCAGGAUUGAAGGAGUGAAAAGUGUCUUCUUUGGACCAGAUUUCAUCACAGUCACAAAGGAGAGUGAAGACUUAGAUUGGAACUUAUUGAAACCAGACAUCUAUGCAACAAUAAUGGAUUUCUUUGCGUCUGGUUUGCCCCUGGUUAAUGAAGAAGCACUUUCUGCAGAUGCAGCAACUGAAGAGGAUGAUGAAGUUGUAGCAAUGAUUAAAGAAUUGUUGGAUACGAGGAUAAGGCCAACUGUGCAGGAGGAUGGGGGUGACGUGAUCUACAAAGGCUUUGAAGAUGGCAUUGUACAGCUGAAACUGCAGGGUUCCUGUACCAGCUGUCCCAGCUCCAUCAUCACUCUGAAAAAUGGAAUCCAAAACAUGCUACAGUUCUAUAUUCCAGAAGUAGAAGGUGUGGAGCAGGUUGUAGAUGAUGAACUAGAAGAAAAAGAUGCAAACUCACCCUGAAAACCUGUAAUUUCCUUGAGAUGAAUAGCAUGGACUUCUGAAGAAAUUUGUUGAGGAUUAAUAAAAGAUGUCAUUUUCUUCAAAGAACUAUAAUUAAAUGUGGCGAUUAUUUUUCUUUGUA
Molecule: messenger RNA, 1105 nt
Organism: Trichosurus vulpecula (common brushtail)
Lineage: Eukaryota; Metazoa; Chordata; Mammalia; Diprotodontia; Phalangeridae
Gene: NFU1
Product: NFU1 iron-sulfur cluster scaffold
Exons: 10
Coding region: 85-984 (299 amino acids)
Biological process (GO): iron-sulfur cluster assembly
Cellular component (GO): mitochondrion
Molecular function (GO): iron ion binding; iron-sulfur cluster binding
Source: RefSeq, a predicted model, not a curated record